UUCCUGCCUCCCUAAAAGCCCAGCAUAAAGCAAGCGAGCACAAGGAGUAUGGUUCUGAGGUAAGCAAGGUCAUGAAGACACCACUGUUGGGCCUGGCUUUGUGGUCACUGCUCUUCUAUCGAGGCAUCAUCUCCCAGGUGAGUCAGAACUGCAACGAUGGCUACUACGAGAUCAGUGUCCUGAUGAUGAACAACUCGGCCUUCCAAGAGUCCCUGGAUAACUUGAAAGAAGCAGUGAAUGAGGGGAUAAAUAUAGUGAGAUGGCGCCUGCAUGAAGCUGGCAUAAAUGUGACUGUGAAUGCUACCUUUAUCUAUUCGAAUGGUUUGAUUUAUAAGUCAAGCGACUGUCGGAGCAGCACCUGUGAAGGCCUUGACCUGCUCAGGAUAAUUUCAAGGGAAAAACGAAUGGGCUGUGCCCUCAUGGGGCCCUCAUGUACAUAUUCCACCUUCCAGAUGUACCUUGACACAGAUUUGAACUAUCCAAUGAUCUCAGCUGGAAGUUUUGGAUUGUCAUGUGACUACAAAGAAACUUUAAUCAGGCUGAUGUCUCCAGCUAGGAAGUUGAUGUAUUUCUUGGUUAAUUUUUGGAAGGCCAAUAAUUUACCAUUCAAAACUUUUUCCUGGAGCACUGCAUAUGUUUUCAAGAAUGGUUCCGAGUCUGAGGACUGUUUCUGGUACCUCAAUGCUCUGGAGGCUGGAGUUUCCUAUUUUUCUCAGGAACUUAUCUUCAAGGAUGUGUUGAGAGGAGAUGACCAGUUUCAGGGUAUCUUAUCGAACCACAAAAGGAAAAGCAAUGUGAUUCUCAUGUGUGGUAGACCAGAUGUCAUCCACUCCCUCAAGGGUGACCGGGCAGUGGCUGAAGACAUUGUCAUUAUUCUAGUGGAUCUAUUCAAUAACCACUACUUCACGGACAAUGUCACAGCCCCUGACUACAUGAAAAACGUCCUUGUUCUGACACUGCCUCCUGAAAAUUCCACCUCAAAUGGCUCUUUCUUUAAGGAUUUCUCACUGGCAAAAAAUGACUUUUCUCUCGCCUACCUGGAUGGAGUCUUGCUUUUUGGACACAUGCUGAAGAUAUUUCUUGAAAGUGGAGAAGAUGUUACCACCCCUAAAUUUGCUCAUGCUUUCAGGAACCUCACUUUUGAAGGGUAUAUGGGUCCUGUGACUUUGGAUGACUGUGGGGACAUUGACAAUACUAUGAUGCUUCUGUAUACCUCUGUGGAGACCAACAAAUACAAGGUUCUUUUGACCUAUGACACCCACAUAAAUGGAACUAAACCAGUAGAUAUGAGCCCCACAUUCAUGUGGAAGAACCAUAAGCUUCCUAAUGAUAUUCCAGGCCAGGGACCUCAGAUCCUGAUGAUUGCAGUCUUCACUCUUGCAGGAACUAUCAUCUUGCUCCUGCUCAUUGCUCUCCUGGUGCUGAGAAAAUAUAAAAAAGAAAAUGAACUUCGUCAGAAAAAAUGGUCCCACAUUCCUCCUGAAAAGAUCUUUCCUCUGGAGACCAAUGAGACCAACCAUAUUAGCCUGAAGAUUGAUGAUGACAAGAGACGAGAUACAAUUCAGAGACUACAACAGUGCAAAUACGACAAAAAGCGAGUGAUUUUAAAGGAUCUCAAGCACAAUGAUGGCAAUUUCACUGAGAAACAGAAAAUAGAAUUGAACAAGUUGCUUCAGAUUGACUAUUACAACCUAACCAAGUUCUACGGCACAGUGAAGCUUGAUACCACGAUCUUUGGAGUGAUUGAGUACUGUGAGAGAGGAUCCCUCCGGGAAGUUUUAAACGACACAAUUUCCUACCCUGACGGUACGUUCAUGGAUUGGGAGUUUAAGAUCUCUGUCUUGUAUGAUAUUGCUAAGGGUAUGUCAUAUCUGCACUCCAGUAAGAUAGAAGUCCACGGGCGUCUGAAAUCCACUAGCUGUGUGGUGGACAGUAGAAUGGUGGUGAAGAUCACUAAUUUUGGCUGCAAUUCCAUUUUACCUCCAAGAAAAGACCUGUGGACAGCCCCGGAGCACCUCCGCCGCGCCAGCUUCUCUCAGAAAGGGGAUGUGUACAGCUAUGGGAUCAUCGCACAGGAGAUCAUCCUGCGGAGAGAAACCUUCUACACGUCGAGCUGCCGGGACCAGAAUGAGAAGAUUUUCAGAGUGGAGAAUUCCAACGGAGUAAAACCCUUCCGCCCAGAUCUGUUCCUGGAAACAGCAGAGGAAAAAGAGUUGGAAGUCUAUCUACUUGUAAAGAACUGCUGGGAGGAAGAUCCAGAAAAGAGACCAGAUUUCAAGAAAAUUGAGAAUACGCUGGCCAAGAUAUUUGGACUAUUUCAUGACCAAAAAAACGAAAGCUAUAUGGACACCUUGAUCCGCCGUCUACAGCUAUAUUCCCGAAACCUGGAGCAUCUGGUGGAGGAGAGGACACAGCUGUACAAAGCAGAGAGGGACAGAGCCGACAGACUCAACUUCAUGUUGCUCCCAAGGCUAGUGGUGAAGUCUCUGAAGGAGAAAGGUUUUGUGGAGCCUGAACUGUAUGAGGAAGUUACAAUCUACUUCAGUGACAUUGUAGGUUUCACCACCAUCUGCAAAUACAGCACCCCCAUGGAAGUGGUGGACAUGCUCAAUGACGUCUAUAAGAGUUUCGACCACAUUCUUGAUCACCAUGACGUGUACAAGGUGGAAACCAUUGGUGAUGCCUACAUGGUGGCUAGUGGUUUGCCUAAGAGAAAUGGCAAUCGGCAUGCAGUAGACAUUGCCAAGAUGGCCUUGGAUAUCCUCAGCUUUAUGGGGACCUUUGAACUGGAACACCUUCCGGACCUCCCAAUAUGGAUUCGCAUUGGAGUUCACUCUGGUCCCUGUGCGGCUGGGGUCGUGGGGAUCAAGAUGCCUCGUUAUUGCCUGUUUGGAGAUACUGUCAACACAGCCUCGAGGAUGGAAUCCACUGGCCUCCCCUUGAGAAUUCAUGUGAGCGGCUCCACAAUCUCCAUCCUCAAGAGAACUGAGUGCCAGUUCCUGUAUGAAGUGAGAGGAGAAACAUACUUAAAGGGAAGAGGAACUGAGACCACCUACUGGCUGACCGGAGUGAAGGAGCAGGAGUACAACCUGCCAACUCCUCCUACUGUGGAGAAUCAACAACGCCUGCAAGCAGAGUUUUCGGACAUGAUUGCCAACUCUCUACAGAAAAGACAGGCCUCAGGGAUAAGAAGCCGAAAACCAACUCGGAUAGCCAGCUACAAAAAGGGCACUCUGGAAUACUUGCAACUGGACACGACAGACCAGGAGAGCACCCAUUUUUAAACAUAAAUGAGGUCCAAGGACUCAGGCAAAUGAAGGACAGCUGCACUGAGGCAGUGGCCUCAACUGUCCUAAAAGCAUCGUUUCCCUAAGACCUCGGGGGACCAGAGGAAGACGUAGAUGCAUUGCACUUAGCCUUGGCUGCCCUGCCUGGAAUGGAGACUCGCUCCUGUGAAUCAGAUGUGCACACUCAGUGUGAUAAUUCCCUUUCACUCUGGAAUCUGAUCUCAACGGUUGCUCCAGGGAGCUUCAACCCAGGAAAGAAGAGGAACGAAUGUACCAUGUCGAAGUUGAAGAGAUUUUGUUCUUAUUUCAUUUGUUUUGUUUUUGUUUUGUUGUGUUUACUGGCUCUUUUUCAUUCUGUAUUCAUGAUAAGAUUUUUUUAAAUUGUCACAAUUGUAUUUUAAGUAGCUUAUCUCCAUUAAAUUAUAUUUAACUCGUAAUUUUUGCAGAAAAUAUGCUAUAUAUUA
Equus quagga is the source of this 3751-nucleotide messenger RNA. RefSeq names its product guanylate cyclase 2C (gene GUCY2C). NCBI's taxonomy places the organism in Eukaryota, Metazoa, Chordata, Mammalia, Perissodactyla, Equidae. Gene Ontology annotation, molecular function: ATP binding; peptide receptor activity; guanylate cyclase activity. Gene Ontology annotation, biological process: receptor guanylyl cyclase signaling pathway; intracellular signal transduction; cGMP biosynthetic process. The transcript is spliced from 27 exons. The record is from RefSeq and is a predicted model, not a curated record. The coding region runs from base 72 to 3284 and encodes 1070 amino acids.